GCGGUGUGCGGUGGUGCGCGCCUCAUCGCUCCUGACCUGUCGUCACUCGUGCUUCUUAUCACUUCUCCGUUAUCAGUUUAAACGUGCAUCUCGGUACGCCAAAGCUGCCUCGGGAUUUUUAAUUAAAAAAAUCUAAAUGAAGCUUUUACGUUGGUCUCAUAAUUUACAGAUUUGCUUGAACUAUUUGUAAGUGACACAUGAGCCAUUUGCUGAAAAUUAAAUGUAAGAACUUUUAACUCCACAAACAUUUUAACUUAAGGUGUUUGCAAGUCAUUUGAUGGAUUUAGUACCUCGUACUACAAAGAUAUGAAUACGUAUUUUUGAGGCAAUAUUCGGCGUGGUGGACGAAAUUCAGAGUUGGGCAUGAGCGCCACGAUGCUGCUGCUGCUGGUCAUUGGCGCCCUGGUGGAAUUUUGCUGGGCGCUGAACGUGACGCGCGUGGUGGCCCCGCCGUGGCUGGCGGUGGGGGGGUCGGGGGACCUGGAGUGUCAGUUCAGCCUGGGCAGCGAAACUCUUUACUCCAUCAAGUGGUACCAGGGCAUCAACGAGAUCUACAGGUACACGCCGGGCAAGGUCCGCACGCAGCAGGUCUUCCACAACAACUUCCUCUCCGUUGAUGUGAACAAGUCGUCGGGGGGCAAGGUGCACGUGACCAACGUGACGGUGGGGGCGGACGGAGCCUUCAGGUGCGAGGUGUCCGGAGAGGCGCCCAGGUUCUACACGGACUACGGCGUCGCUAACGUCCGGAUAAUAGCGCUGCCUGCGUCAGGCCCUGAGCUGCGAGGUGUUCAGGAGCUGUACGUACCUGACGACUGGGUGCAGCUCACAUGCAUCGCUAGCGAAACCCGACCAGCCCCUGUACUCACCUUCUCUAUCAACGGCAAGGAGCCGCGGGCAGGUUGGCUGGAGCCGCCCUCCACAUCCGCAGGCGCGGACGGUCUCUUCACGACGACGCUGCGUCUGCGCUUCUACUUGCGCGAGCACCUCAUCCAAGACGCUGCUGAUGGUGCUGUCAGGGUACGAUGCACGUCUCACGUGCCUGGGCUCUACCACGAGUCUACCGACGUGCUCCUACACACACGUGCCCAGCAGGCACGAGCCUCGGGGCACGAAGGGCGCGUCGCUGCAGGAGGGCGUCUCCUCACGAGCUAUUUUUUGAACUUUCAGCUGGUUUUUGCCGCGCUUCUCACGAACGUCGCUCAGCAAUACCAUCACAGAUAAGCCCUGAGGAGAUCAUUAGGCUCCCAUUGCGGAUGAAAGCUGCCACGUGAGCCCUCGCAUAUUUUCAAAAUAAACAUAAACAGAGGAAAUUGAAUGUAUAUCAAGAAGAGGAAGAAAACAAUUGAAAGGAAUGUAAAAAAUAAACAUAAAAAGAGGAAAUUGAACGUAUUUCAAGAAGAGGAAGAAAACAAUUAAAAGGAAUGUAAA
Molecule: messenger RNA, 1428 nt
Organism: Hyalella azteca
Lineage: Eukaryota; Metazoa; Arthropoda; Malacostraca; Amphipoda; Hyalellidae
Exons: 7
Coding region: 364-1221 (285 amino acids)
Source: RefSeq, a predicted model, not a curated record